AUGCAGGUGUUGGGACCUGAGAUCCACUCCCACGGUGGAGCCUCUCAACCUCCUGAUCGCAUACGACAAGACAUCCUCUACAGGCUUCGAUGGAGCAUUUUAUGGUCUGUGGAGGAGAUCACCAUCGAGUCCGGUCUUAAUAAGGACGGCACCGAAAAGCGGCAGCCCUUUCUAUCCCACCCGCUAGCCAUGGAGUCUUUAGCAGACCCUCCCGUAAUCCGCCUGCAACUCAGCAGUGUAGAUCUGUACGAGGCGAAGCAUUUCUACAUGCUGUCGGAAUCCUACUCGGAUGAGCCUGUUGUCAUCGAGAACACAGAUGGACGACCAAUCACGUUCACAGAUUUCGUGACCGAAGCGCACAAAUACCUCAGCCAGCACAAGGACGCCCUAGUCCUUUGCCGAAAGAAUGCUGGAUUCAGCAAUCCGCCUCCACCAGGAGAGUUUGUCGGCCCUUCUCCGUUGUGUGCAUUUUAUACACCUAUCGAGCACAACCUCUUCUUCAAAUCUGCGUUUGGUGUUGAAUGCCCACAAGGCUUCAUCGUUGACAUCGGCACAUUUAUGGAGGGAGAAAGGGGAAGAUCUGCAGAGGCUUUCUGGAAGUCACAGCGAGAGAUGGCAGCCUAUGCGACCUUGCGCAGAGCAAGUAGGCCGAAUGCUGCCCUCUCAUAG
Messenger RNA from Parastagonospora nodorum SN15, 669 nucleotides. RefSeq lists its product as hypothetical. Bases 1 to 669 code for a protein of 222 amino acids. The record is from RefSeq and is a predicted model, not a curated record. The transcript has a single exon. Lineage: Eukaryota; Fungi; Ascomycota; Dothideomycetes; Pleosporales; Phaeosphaeriaceae.